AUAAUUAGUCAUUGAGUGAUUUUAAAUGCACUCUGUCAAGAAAAAAACAAUCAGACAGAAGUAGGGAUGCCAUGCUGUUGUUUGUGGGCUAUACUCUGUGUCUAGUGACACCUCUCUUGGCCAGUCGUGUUUUCGACCACUGUCACAAAUACACCACCUUGGAUGAACCCUGGAGAGCUACCAACUACACUGACAACUUCAAUCAUUGCGACAGUCGAGUCUCCUGGGACGGCUGGUACCGGUUGCUGUAUCAUGGACAGACUAUACGGAUGCCCGAGGAGUGCUUACGUAGAUCUGGAUGCGGCACCACUGGCCAGCUGUGGAUGAAUGGAACCCACAGGAUGGGAUAGUUACAAGGAAGAUAUAUGUGAACACCAUAUCCACAAACAUUUCUCCUACAUCUGCAACUGUGCACACCUCAACAGUCUCGACUAACCCUUGCGGUGACGUCCACUGCAUUGGAGAUGAGGUAUGUGGGAAAGUAUAUGGAAUAUAUGGCUGCUUGUGCAAGAGCCAUCACCAACCUAUCCCAGAGUCAUUUGGAUUAGUUGCCACAUGCCACAAUAGCUCCUGCUGGAUUUCACAAUCCCGCUGCCUCCUCUUUGAGGCUGGCUUUCCUGCUCAAGUUCUACACCUCAACGAUCCGGGCUGCACAGGCACAGUCCUAGAUGGACAGGUGAAGUUCCAUUUCAACAAUGACCACCAGAAAUGCGGAACUGUUCUAAGGGCUAAUGAAACCCACUUCAUCUACAAGAAUUCUAUUCAGGGGGCAUCUGACUCUGCAGAAGGUCAUAUUAUUAGCAGACAGAGGCAACUGAGUCUGCGUUUUGUCUGUGAAUAUCUUAUAAAUCAAAGUGCUUCCAUGGAUGUGGCUAUCCAUGUCUUAAAAAGUGUUACACACCAGAAGCUGCCUGCAGUACACGGGACAUACCAAGUUCAGAUAACUCCAUAUAAGGAUGCAGACUUCACACAGCAAUUCAGUGGCAAUGUGACUGGGCAACCUGAGGAGACUAUCUACAUAGCCGUGGACGUGGAAGGAGUGGACGGCCGCCAGUUCUCCAGUGUGUUGGACUUCUGUUGGGCCACACCCAUCAAUAACUCAACCUCCUCCAUCAACUGGGACCUCAUCACUAAUCAGUGUCCCAACCCGGAAGAUGGCACGGUGAAGGUGCUGAGAAAUGGGGUGUCCACAAGCAGCCGUUUCUCCUUCAGGAUGUUCACCUUCGGUGUGCCCCCCUCUCAGGUGUACCUCCACUGCAGCCUUCACCUCUGCCUUCUGGAGCUAGGCCACAGCUGCAUCCCGAACUGUGACCAUGUCCAUCAGCACAAAGGCCCCAGAUCUGCAGACGACCAAGACAAUAUCACUGUUUCUUAUGGGCCACUAUUCCCUGCUAGGAAUACAGAUGUGCUGAACGUCCUGGCUCCACUGCCAAAGAGACGCUCUCCUAAGCUGUAAACAUCGGUCAUUUCCAUACCCUGUCAUUAUCUGGAAUUGUACCUUUUAAUAAAUACUUUUGACAAGUAAACCUCUGUA
This is a messenger RNA of Alosa sapidissima (American shad), 1534 nucleotides long. Its product is annotated as uromodulin-like. The coding region runs from base 299 to 1456 and encodes 385 amino acids. The record is from RefSeq and is a predicted model, not a curated record. The transcript has 10 exons. Lineage: Eukaryota; Metazoa; Chordata; Actinopteri; Clupeiformes; Clupeidae.